AUGGCUCCCAAACGCCGUGUGGCAUCAGGCCAACCAGCUGCCAAUUCCUCUUCACCUCCUACACCGUCAAAGACGACUCUCAAUCCAACGUCGACACAAAGCCAUUCGGCAGGCGCCUCCCUUUCUGCCAAUUCCCAAACUCAGGACAUCGUGGUUGGCAUCUGGCAGCGAUAUCUGACGCAAACACCUAAAAGAACCCUUAUGUUAGAUUCAUUCAUGGCAUUCCUACUUAUUGUAGGAGGCGUACAAUUUUUAUACUGUAUACUGGCCGGGAACUACCCAUUUAAUGCGUUUCUCAGUGGCUUCUCUGCUGCUGUCGGUCAAUUCGUUCUCACUGCUAGUUUGAGAAUGCAGACGAGCCACCAAGGUGGGAAAGAUGGGAAAUCUACGUCUACGUCCAAAUCCGUUUCGAAACCGGCAAAUGGAGAUCUCCCGUCGAAUGGAUUGUCUAGUGAAAGGUUCGUUGUCCUCUGA
Histoplasma capsulatum G186AR is the source of this 474-nucleotide messenger RNA. RefSeq names its product dolichyl-diphosphooligosaccharide-protein glycotransferase. The record is from RefSeq and is a predicted model, not a curated record. Gene Ontology annotation, biological process: protein N-linked glycosylation. The transcript is spliced from 2 exons. Gene Ontology annotation, cellular component: membrane; oligosaccharyltransferase complex. Lineage: Eukaryota; Fungi; Ascomycota; Eurotiomycetes; Onygenales; Ajellomycetaceae. The coding region runs from base 1 to 474 and encodes 157 amino acids.